AUGAGUCAGGUAUGCAUCAUUUCCGGAUGUAGUCGUGGAAUUGGGAAAGCCAUCGCUACCACGCUUGCAGAACGCGGAUACGCUCUUGGAUUGCUUGCAAGGAGCGAAGAGGUGUUUUUGGUUCAGCAUCUCUGUGAAAAAAGUAAAGAUCUGUGUUCAUUAUUAAUGCAGACGGAAAAAAACAUGUCGCUCUUCAUAUGGCAUGUCUCUCCUCUUCUUUCAAGAUCAUCUGUGUCCAAAAUCGUUUCCGAAUUGGGGAAACCUGUUGGUUUAGUGAAUGUCGCAGGUAUUAACAUCGACAGUCUGGCAAUCCGAGCCAAGAAAAGCGAACUGGAAGCCUUGAUCGAAACCAAUAUUCUAGGAACCGUGUCAAUGACCCAAGCCGUUCUCCCCCACAUGAUGAAACAGAGAAAGGGAAGUAUUGUCACGCUGGGUAGUAUCGUGGGCGAGGGAGGACGAGUGGGUCAGUCCGGAUAUGCCAUGACAAAGUCCGCCUUGCUUGGCUUUUCUCGCUCGGUGGCGAAGGAGAUGGGCAGAUUCAAUGUGCGAAGCAAUGUGGUGGAGCCGGGCUUCAUUGCCACGGACAUGACCGAGAAGUCGGUGCGAGAUCGCGAGGAACUGGUGAAAAAGAUCAGUUUGGGACGAAUGGGAAGCGUGGAGGAAGUCGCGAAUGUGGUGUCCUUUUUGCUUUCGGAUGCUGCUUCGUACAUUACAGGAAGUGUGAGAAACUCGACGGUGUUGUAAUAACAUGUGUAGGUGAUUCGAGUGGACGGUGGGAUGGAGAUUUCGAA
Blastocystis hominis is the source of this 791-nucleotide messenger RNA. Its product is annotated as 3-oxoacyl-[acyl-carrier-protein] reductase. Bases 1 to 744 code for a protein of 247 amino acids. Gene Ontology annotation, molecular function: oxidoreductase activity, acting on the CH-OH group of donors, NAD or NADP as acceptor. Lineage: Eukaryota; Bigyra; Opalinata; Blastocystidae. The transcript is spliced from 3 exons. The record is from RefSeq and is a predicted model, not a curated record.